This is a messenger RNA of Suricata suricatta (meerkat), 2853 nucleotides long. RefSeq names its product suppressor APC domain containing 2 (gene SAPCD2). NCBI's taxonomy places the organism in Eukaryota, Metazoa, Chordata, Mammalia, Carnivora, Herpestidae. The record is from RefSeq and is a predicted model, not a curated record. The coding region runs from base 1 to 1182 and encodes 393 amino acids. The transcript is spliced from 9 exons.
AUGUCGCCGCUGUCGGCGGCGUCGGCACUCGUGACUCCCGGAUCCUACCGGCGUCACGGGACCCAGGGGGCGGAGGCGACCCCCAGAGGGGCGGGGCCGGGGUGCUCCGCCUCGACCCCGCCUCCGACCCUGAGGGUGAGGGCACCUGGCGCGGAGGCUAUGUUUGCCUUGACCCGGAAUCCUGGCGGCCGGGCUGGGGAGGAGAGAGCCAGAUCGUCAGUAAGGCCGGCUGUCUGGAUCCCGCCAAGGCCUCCCAAGAAGGCCGCCCUGCGUCCUCGGGCUCCCUCCUUCACGCCCUUCGCCCUUCGCAUUGCCACCUUCCCCCUGCCGACCCCCGAGACCCGCGCCUCAGGCCAGAGCCAGAGAGGUGCUGCGGGCUGCUUCCCCUACCGCGGGGGCGCUGGGGGCGGGGGCGAGCGGCUCCUCCUGCGCCCGGGAGCCGGCAGCGGCAGACCAGGAGGGAGAAGCAGGGACGACCAGAGGCCUGCUCACCCUCCCUGCACUCAGCAGCCCACGAGCCCUGCAGGGUACUCGACGUACCCGGGGCACCGGGAGUGCCGAGAAGAGCCGGCAGGUGCCGUAGCCUGCAGGGCCCGGGAGCUAGGCCUGGGCGAUGCCCAUCGGGUGCCCCGUGCCCGAGGAGAACAUCGGAGGCACACCAUCACCAACGGCGUGGACUGUGACCUGCUGAAGCGGAUGAAGGAGCUGGAGCAGGAGCAGGAGGUGCUGCUCCAGGGUCUGGAGAUGAUGGCGCGGGGCCGCGACUGGUACCAGCAGCAGCUGCAGCGCGUGCAGGAGCGCCAGCGCCGCCUGGGCCAGAGCAGGACCAGCGCUGACUUUGGGACAGAGGGGAGCCCCCUCCCACUGGGCCGGCUGCUGCCCAAGGUCCAGGAGGUGGCCCGGUGCCUGGGGGAGCUGUUGUCCGCGGCCUGUGCCAGCAGGGCUCUGCCGGCAUUGUCCUCCGGGACCCCUGCGCCCGCCUCACCGCCAGCCCCAGGCCGGCAGCAGCAGACCAUCCUGAUGCUGAAGGAGCAGAACCGGCUCCUCACGCAGGAGGUGACCAGCAAGAGCGAGCGCAUCACACAGCUGGAGCAGGAGAAGUCUGCCCUCAUCAAGCAGCUGUUCGAGGCACGCGCCCUCAGCCAGCAGGAGGCUGGGCCCUUGGACUCCACCUUCAUCUAGCUGGCCACGGGCCCGGACACGGGGCUCCUAGGACCUGGCCUGGCGGUCACCUCCUUGAGCCCCACUUGGCUGAAGACCACUCGACUGGCCUGGACGCGGGUUUCUCCCUCUCUUCCAGUCUGGGUCCCCCCAGGCCCUGCAGCCCAAGUGGAGCCAGCAGGCUCGCUGUGGCCUAGAAUGUCCUGUGGCUCCGGAUUCGGUCCCAGCCUUGGGGGGCCCAUCUGGGGUGGGGCUUCAUCAGGCUAAUACAGCCUGAAGCUUCUCCUGCCGCCGUCGGUGGACCUGGAGGCCUCCUCAGGUUUACCCCGCCUCAGGCAGCCUGGGGCCCCGGCUCUGUGGCAGGCCUGUCCUCUCUGACCUGGAGCCUCCGGCAAAAGUGCUUCCCCCUGGGCUGCACUUCCGACCGCAGCCAGCAGAGGGAGGCUCACACAGCAGCCAGGCGCCGCUGCUGGGGGCGGGGGGGGCGUCUGAGUCGGGGUCCCUGCGGUGGACUGGAGCAGCAGGAGCCCCAGGCCUAGGGGCUGCCUGUCCUUCAGCCGGGAGCACGUGGAGGAGAUACGGGGUGGUUUCUAGCAGUGGGGUCAGCCUGUGUCAGGUUCUGGGGGAGGGCGAUCCGAGCCGAUGCCUGGGCCAACGCUGGCCUGCCUGCCCCUCCUCACAGACCCCAGACCCUAAAAUAACUUGGGGUCAUUGUCCCUCCUCCUCGCCAAGACUAAGCCCCACCGCGCACCCGUGACCCAGGCUCAGGGCCUGGGACCCCCCCCAGACACCCUGGUCAUGGCAGGACACGGUCAGCAGGGUCACUCUGGUGUGCCCCUGCCCUGGGGAGGGCCCUGUCCCCAGGAGGGAUAUUUGCGUGGGCCUUCCGGGCACGCCCCAAGGUUGCUCCGAGGCCAAGCACUCCGACCUCUGGUCUUUGCAAAUGCUGUUCCGUCUCCUGCAAGCCCCCCCGCCCCCCGCCAGCUUCCCCUGGCUGUUUCCUACCAGGCCCUCCGGGGUGGAGGGAAGGACCGCCCAGAGCCCGUAACAGUGAAGGUGGCGGCGGCCAGCCUUGGCAGUGGUGACCUGUGGGGGGCCUGCCACGCCCCGGGCUUGGGAGGCAGGAGACCUUCCACGGACCGCGCCCCUUCAGCCGCAGGGAAAUGUGGACUGGGCAGGUGGCUCUUGUGCGCGGGGAACAAACGCGUCCUCAGACUUGGGCCGCCCCUGGGGCGCCAGCCCCCUCGGGGCAGAGCUACGUGGUCCUAGCCUGCGGGCAGAAGGCGACACCUGCCCUGCGGUGCUGGUGACGCUUGGGGCCCAGGGAGUCUCCACGGGGGAGGGGCUGUCCCGUGUGACGCUGACAGCCUUCGCUUCUAUCCACACGCUCAGUUCUGACAACUGUCUGAAGACGUUGCCAAAUGUCCCAAAGGGGGCUUGUGGUGGAGACGCUGUCCCUGACAGGGUCCCUGUCCCAGAGGAACGUCACUUCACCUGGGCGUGAGGGUUUCGCGGAGGUCAAGUUCCAAGGAAAUGAGCAUCUCCAAGUUACAUUUUGUUGCAAACUGAGGAGAGCGUCCAGACGGGCCGGCAGACAGCACCGAGUCCGCGGACAGGUCAGACAGUGGAGUUAGCAGGAAAUAUAAACUAAUUUUUAUAUGUCUAAAGAAAUAAAAAUUCUUGAAAUGCGAA